Molecule: messenger RNA, 1253 nt
Organism: Magallana angulata
Lineage: Eukaryota; Metazoa; Mollusca; Bivalvia; Ostreida; Ostreidae
Exons: 5
Coding region: 187-1200 (337 amino acids)
Source: RefSeq, a predicted model, not a curated record
UGUAAAUUCUUAGAAAUAUACAUUUUUUCAUAGAAUCAUAUUUCAUGAAGAAAUAUUUUGCGUAUAUUUUUAAACGUUAAUAUUAUUUCUUUCCAAAAUCUCGACUAAGAUUUUCUUUUUAUUCCAUUGACUUUAUUAAAAAGUAAACUUCUAUGUGUUGACCUAUCAGCUCACCUUUAGUACAACAUGUUGCGGGUACCUUUGUUUGCGGUUCUUGUGAUUCUUGGUUUGUAUGGAUUGCCAAAGGAAAGUCAUGCCGAUGAAGACGGCGACGAUUACUAUGGAGAUGACUUUUACUACCAAGAGUACCCGGAGCCGGAGGAACCGACGCUAAUUUCCAGUCAGAAACUCUCGGAAAUCGAGAACAUAACCCAGCAGAUAGUUAUUAGAUUAAUAAAAAGAGAAAAUAGGAUAAUGAGCAAAAACAUGGAUGAUGCCAGUGAAAAAUGCGUUAAACUUGGGGCAAUCUUUGAGGAAAAGUGCGAUAAAUGUCAGGCGAAACCGAAUUUGAUCGCCGUCGUAUUAAAUAAAGCCAAGGAACUACUGAAGCUUCAUCCCCUAUACUGGAAAAUACAAAUUGGAAAGAAAAUACUGAAAGGUUUGAAGCGUAUACGUGUUCGUAGAAUUGUGAAGAAUAUUGGCAAGGAUAUCAAAGGACUCGGGAAAAAAAUUGGAAAAGUUUGGCGCAAGGUUGGCAGCAAGGUACGACGAACUGUAAGAAGAAUUACAAGGAGACUUAGGAGAGUGGUGAGAGUAAGGGUCCGCUUACCGAGGGUUCGUGUCCGAUUGCCUCGGGUCAGACUCCCAAGAGUGAGGCUGCCACGUGUAAGGGUCAGGUUCGGAAGAAGGAGAUGGGGAAAGAAGAAGAGAUCCUCCUGCAGUGAUUGUGAGAGAAUGUCAAAAAUGAGUGAAGAUGAUCAACUUAAUUCAUUGUGUCCUUUCUUGUUAAGUGUGAACAAGAAGAGCCUACAGACGGACGGAUUCCUAAAUGCAAUUGUGUCCGAAGUAGAGAGCGGUUUUCCAAAGCUUGAAAAGAUCUUGCACCAUCACUACUUAAGCUCUGACGAAGCUGACGUCACCAUUUCUGCAAAGGAAGGAAAGCAUUCCUACAAACUGAAGAACUUCAGCGAGCUCAGCAGCGAACAGAUCGGACGGGCGGUCGGUCGUUACAUCUUUAACAGAGCGAAACCGAAACAAUGAUCUACCAAAUGUCAAAUGUGCUAUUGAUGAGAAUAAAACAACAUAAAACGAUU